AUGGGUCGUACAAAGGGUUCCGAAGCAGGCAAUUUGUCGGUGACAAAGCGUGGCAUGAAAAAUGGCAAAGAUCGUGGAGUUGCUGUAAUUGCAAAAAGUGGCUUUGAUGGACCGUUGAAUGCUCCAUGGCGUAAAACGGUAUCUAUCUUCAAGCAACCUGUUACGUUGGUGCAUACGACAAGUCGUGAAACGAAGAAUCCAACUAAUGAACAGUUACGACGUGUUUGUGCAUCCAGUAACCUGAAAAAUAAGGUUGAUAAGCCACGACAGUUGUAUUGGGCUAAAUCUCUGGAAAAUCUGUGUGCAAUGGUACCAGUUUGUAAUGCCGACCGUAUAACGAUUGAUGACAAUGAGCAUAUUUCUCAUAAAUUGGAUUUAGCGGGUAAAAUGGAGCCGGCUUUAGGAAUUAUUGGUACUGAUGGCUCGGCAGCAUCGUUAUGCUCUGCGCUGCAUGGAUUUGGCGCAUCAGUUAUUACUGGACAAACUGCUACUAAAAAGCAACUCGAAUCAAGUCCAUCAGUCAGUACAAAUGUUGAUCAGCCAUUUAUUCAAGCCAUGUCAGUCAGUGAACAAGACAUCCAGCAGCAAGAGCGACGUGUCUUGGAUAUGCGUAAAAGAUUGCAGGAAGCCCGUAAGCAUUUUCACAUGUAA
Molecule: messenger RNA, 651 nt
Organism: Brugia pahangi
Lineage: Eukaryota; Metazoa; Nematoda; Chromadorea; Rhabditida; Onchocercidae
Source: the annotation of a GenBank genome assembly